Messenger RNA from Cotesia glomerata, 4256 nucleotides. RefSeq lists its product as uncharacterized. Lineage: Eukaryota; Metazoa; Arthropoda; Insecta; Hymenoptera; Braconidae. The coding region runs from base 100 to 4116 and encodes 1338 amino acids. The transcript is spliced from 3 exons. The record is from RefSeq and is a predicted model, not a curated record.
UAUUAUUGAACCUGACAAUGAUUUUUCUAGGUCAUACUUUCAAUAUAUAAUGAGUAGAUGAGUAGAAGUAAUUAAUUGUGUUCAUCAACAAGUGUCACAAUGAAGACCAUCAAAAUAAAAAAUUUCAGCAUGAAGCUGUGGGUGGUACUGAGUAUCUUGGCGGUUGUUCAUUCGUACGAUAACGAUUGGGACGGAGCCGAAGGGCAAUACGAAAGAGAAGUUUACGAUGAUGAUAUCCCAAUCAUUUUGACUUUACCAGAAAUUGUACCUGUUCUCCAGGUAAAAGUUUUCUAUAAAAACCACCACUUAUACGUAACCCAGCGAGAAAUGCCUCGAGAAAAUCCAAGAUUGGAUCCAAGUGAUGAAAAACCAGAUUUGCAGAUUGUAGUUCCUGACACUGAACCCGUUUUUUUGAAUCCGUCGGAUAUAAAUGACAAAGAUAUCUAUAUCCACCACAGCAAAGAACACAUUUUCGUCUUCCAAGGCGAAGUUCCAAAAGUCCAACCAGAACCUCCGUUAAUUUCCACAGCUGACGACUCUAUCCUCUAUUUAAACGCCAUAUCCUUCAUCCCAGAAAAAUUGAUCAAGAUUUACUACGACGGCGAUAGAUUGUUCGUUUCUCAGCGUGAUGUUCCCGAUAACAAGUACUUCAAUGAAAAACCAACACGUUCCUUUUUGCAGUACAUUGGAUCCGAUCGUGCGAUUGUGUACCUUUAUCCCACGAAGAUCAAUUGGGACCAAGAUGUUGCUGUGCAACACAGUCCUCAUUCAAUUUCCGUUUUCCAAGGAAGAAAACCGCGUUCUUAUCUUCGGGAAGAUAACGCUGGAGAGACUAAAUACUUGCCGGAUUCUUUCCAAGAUUACGACGCGACUUUUGAUGGCGGAGAAGUUUACUCGAUGUUCUCCGAUGACUUCAAUCCCAGAAAAACCGCACUGAUAUUCUUUGAUAACGGAAAAAUGCGGGUAACUCAAAAAGGAGCUCCAGAAGAAACAAAUCCCGAUUUGGCACCCAAUCAGAACAAUUUGCAAACAAUGACCUCGGAUGAAAACAAACUAGUGUUCCAUCCUGCAAGAUUCUCUCCAGAAAAGCAAAUUAAGGUACAGCAUUUAGGUAAAAGAAUAUUUGUAUGGAUCGGACGUUAUCGAGCGCCGAGUUUUAAUGUAAACAAUCCUGAAAUAAUAGAAGUUAUACGACCAAAAGUGGAUCCUGAUUAUGAUACUACUGUUGAUUCUGGAGAAGUUUUCACGGUAUAUUCUGAUGAGUUUAAUUUGGAUAAAUCGGUGAGGAUAUUUGUUAAAAAUGGUCAAUUGAAAGUUACUCAAGUGAACACUCCAGAAGAAACGAAUCCAACUUUGUUGCCGGGUGUUAAAAGUUUGCAAACGAUAACUUCAGAUGAGAAUUCAUUGCUGUUCUAUCCAGCUAGAUUUUCUCCGGAUGUUAAGAUAAGGAUCCUCUAUAAAAGCAAUAAAAUAUUCUUCUGGACUGGAGGAAGUCAACCUCCGAGAUUUAAUACCAACAGACCGGAAAUUAUCGAAGUAAUUGAACCAGAAACUGAAGAUCUUGCACCGGAAGAAACACCUUUUGAUACUUCUUUUGAUUCCGGAGAAACUGUUGAGUUAUUUCCUACCGAAUUUGAUUUGACUAAACUAGUAUACAUAUUUUUCCAAGACGGCCAGUUGAAGGUCACUCAAAUUGGUGCUCCAGAAGAACCUAGGAGGAAUACAAGAAGCAAGUACAGGAAUUUAAAGAUAAUAUCCUCUGAUGUUAAUAAAUUAAUGCUGUACCCAGCUAGAAUUCUGCAAGAUCAGGAAAUUAAUCUUCGACAUGAAAAUGGCGAGAUAUUCCUUUGGCAAGGCUUUGAUAAACUGCCAAUUAGGAAUGUUAACCGACCUGAUAUUGUUAAAGUUAUUAAACCACCUCGUCCUGAAACUAAAGAGCUGGAAGCUCCGAAGGAACCGAAGGAUUUAUAUGUUAUAAGUGGAAAAACUCUGAUUAUUUCACCAGAAACGUUUAAUGUCAACAAACUUAUCUAUGCGGUGUUCAAAAAUAACAAAUUACAAAUAACACAAGAUAAUGCGCCAGAAGAAUUAGAUUUUAUAGUUGAAGAAAACUUACCAAUUGUUAAAUCUGAUACAGCGCCUUUGAUGUUCCAUCCAAAUUUGCUUGAUAUUCACGCCAAAGUUUAUAUCCGGCAUCAAAACUGUAUGAUUUAUAUUUGGCAAGGAUCUGAAGAUCUUCCGGUUGAUAUUUCUGAUGUUGAAUACGAUGAGAAGCCAGUGAAUGUUGUACCUAAAAUCAAAGAAAAUUUAUCUGUAAUUAUUGCCAAUAAGCCUAUUAAAGAAGAUAUUAAUGUAACUUUAAUUAAAACUGAAGAUAAUUCACCUGCAAUUAUUGCCAAAAAACCUAUUAAAGAAAGUAUCAAUUUAACCUUAACUAAAACUGAAGAUAAUUCAUCUAAAAUUAUUGCAAAGCCUGUUGAAGGUAUCAAUUUAACUUCAAUAGAAACUGAAGAUAAUUCUAGAAUUUUGGACGUAGAUUCAAUUAUAAAAUAUGUAAAUUAUAAAUUUAAUGAAAGUAAUACAUCUGAAACCAACAAAACAGUAAAUUCAUCAGAUAUUUUCAUUACUAAAGUCGUUGAAAUAAAUUCUAUAAUGAAUAUAUCUUUAGCACAAUUUAAUCCCAGAAAAUUGGUAUCAGUGUCGUUCAAAAAUGACACUUGGAUAAUAAAUCAACUCAAUACUCCCAAAGAAACGUUGAAUUCUUCAAAAUCUACAAAAUUACAAAUCAUCAAGCCUAGCACAGAAACAAUCUUUCUUCACACAGCGUUUAUAGAUCCAUCAGAAGUUCAUCUUCGCUAUGACAAUGGUAAGAUAUAUAUUUGGCAAGGAGACAGCCAACCUUUGGUUAAUAUUGAGACUGAUGUUGUUAGUGUACCUGAAUUAGCAAAGCCUAAAACUGAACAUAAGCCAGCUAAACCUGUAAUUGUUAAUAUAACAUAUCCUUUUGUGCAAGAUACGAGUGAAUUCGAGCUUCCAAAAGCAGAAAAUGUCUCUUUACAUUUCAAGAAACCAAAAGUAACUUUCAACCAAACGAUCCAAAGCGGUCGCACUUUGUCGUUGGCUUCAGGGGAAUUUGAUCCUCAUAAAUUGGUGAUGGUUUCAUAUAUAAACAAUAGUUUGGAGGUAACGCAAGUAAGGUGUCCUAAAGAAACAUGGGAUGAACGAAUUGAAUACAAGAAAAGCUUACAAAUCAUUCGGUCGGAUACUGAUGUGAUGUAUUUACAUGCAGGUCUUGCUAAUUUAGAAUCUAACAUUAAUUUCCGGCAUGAAAACGGUAAAAUUUACAUUUGGCAAGGAGCAAAACCGGAAAUCAAUGAAGAUUCUCCAAUUUUGAAUGUAAUUGAUCCAAAUCCGAGAGAAAAUAAGUCGGAAAAUGAUUUUGAUGCUACCUAUGAAAGCAGUUACACUGUUAAAGAGUUCUCCAAGAGAUUUAACCUGGGAAAAUUGUUGUCGGUAACUGUUGAGAAUAACAAAUUGCAUUUGUCUCAAGUAAAUAUGCCGGAAGAUUCGGUAAGUGCGACGGGGGAAUACAAAAAUUUGCAGGUUGUUAAAUCAGAGUCAGUUAGGGUGUUGGUUCACUUAGCGAGGGUUAAUCCAGAUCUUUUGAUUCAUAUCAGACAUGAAAAUGGAAGGAUAUAUAUUUGGCAAGGGUCAGAUCAGAUUCCGAAGGAAGAUGUUGAUAUGCUGAGUGUUGUUGAAGUUAUUGAACCCAGUGAAGAUGAUGAUAGUGAUGAUGAGGAUGAAGAUGAAGAGACGGUAGUGCAAGAUUUGAAUCAAUCAGUUUCUGAUAAAAUGACGUUGACUCUCUUUUCAAAUAUGUACAAUCCGGAUAAAUUGGUCGUGGUGAAACAUGCGAAUCAUCAGAUUCAUGUCAAUCAAAUAGAUCGUGUUAAAGAUGAUGGAAAUGAAAAUCAAGGGUAUGAAGACUUGCAUUUGUCGAUUCCUAACGAAUCUAGCGCGACGUUUGAUCCACGAAAAAUUGAUCCGAAUAAAAUGAUUAUUAUUAAUUAUAUUAAGAAAAAGACGCAAAUAAAUACUGCUUUUUAUAAAGAUUGAAUAAAAUGAAGAAUAUUAAUUUUAAUUGUACACUGAAAAAAAAAUUAGUUUUAAUCAAGAGAAAGAUUCUUGAACCGAGAAAAUAAUUUUGAAGAAGUUCAUUGCCUUUAAUCAAGAAGAUAAAUUCUUUAAUCAAGUGA